Molecule: messenger RNA, 456 nt
Organism: Glarea lozoyensis ATCC 20868
Lineage: Eukaryota; Fungi; Ascomycota; Leotiomycetes; Helotiales; Helotiaceae
Product: Ankyrin repeat-containing protein
Exons: 3
Coding region: 1-456 (151 amino acids)
Molecular function (GO): protein binding
Source: RefSeq, a predicted model, not a curated record
AUGGCCUCCAACGGUACAAAUGGCACCAACGGCAAUACGACAGCAUCGCAACUCCCACCAGAAGCCAUAGCUUUUGCCACAAGAAUGUACGAUGCUGCACGAACCGGACAAGUGGAUAUUUUUGAACAAGCCUUACCUGCUGGCUUGCCCGCCAAUAUGACCAACGAAAAGGGGGAUAGUCUGAUCAUGCUUGCAUCGUACCAUGGCCACGCACCGCUUGUAAGACUGCUCCUCCAACACGGGGCAAACCCGAAUUCUUUGAACGAUAGAGGCCAAUCGCCUCUUGCUGGUGCCGUGUUCAAGGGUGAAGCAGAUGUUAUUGAAGCUUUAUUAGAAGGAGAGGCCGACCCAGAGCACGGCGCACCAAGCGCGAUGGAAGCUGUUGUUUUAUUCAAACAAGAAGAUCGGUGGAGAACAGCUUUUGAGAAUGCACCCGGUCGAGGGAAAACGGUAUGA